AUGGAGGCCGAGGCGGGUGUCGCGGCCCAGGGUGCUUGUGACUCCCUGUUGGCCUUGGCACAGGAAGGUGAUGCUGUGGAGGUGAGGGCCCAGGAGCUGUGCAGUGUAGACUUGGGACUGGGACUGGACCACGUGUGCCAGGGGUUGGCAGGGAACCAAAUGUUGGUGUCUGGGGACAGUCUCUUGGCUGCAGGGAGUGCAAGUGUGGCAGCAGCAGGUGCGGAGUUGAGGCCACAUGAGGUGGGCAGAGGGGAGGCUGUGUUGGCUGAGUCGCAGCUGGGGGACCAUGAAAAGCCUGAGGUCCAGCAGAGUGCUUCCAUGGCUGAGCUAUUGGAAGAGGAGCAGGGACCACAGAGUGCACUGGUAUCAGGGGAGCAGUUUGUGGCAGAAGGGGCAGACCUCAUACACGUGGUGCAGGUUUGGGCAGAGGAUGAAAGUUUGGGGUCAGAGGCCAAGGUCUGGUUAGACCUGCAUGUGGGCAGGCAGGAGGAAGUGUUGGCUGAGGGCUCCUUAGUGGAGGGAGAGGAGGAUGAGGUCCCAGGGCAGCCAGAAGCAGCUGGGGAGUGGGACCAGGAGCAGGGGGUUCAGGGCCAAUGGGCGGCUUGGGAAGAGUCUGUGCUAGAGAGGGCCGGCUUCAGAGUGCAGGGGCAGGCGCUAGAGGCGCUCCAGUUGGAGAUGGAGCCCGUGAAUGAGCAAGCCAGGAGAGCCUUCUCCCGCCUCCAGCAAAGGAAUUGGCAGAGGAGAAAGCCCCACCUGGAACUCAGAAGCUCCAUUAUCCAGAGUCUGCGUGGAUUCUGGGCCAAAGCUUUUGUCAACCACCCUGAGUUGUCAGCCAUGAUCAGUGAGCAAGAUGAAAGCAUGCUGAGCUUCAUGACUGACUUGAAGGUGGAGAACGGCAGUGACCGCUGCAAGAUCAUGCUGUUGUUUCGCAGAAACCCCUACUUCUGCAAUGAUGUGAUUGUCAAGGAGUACCUCAUCACCCUGACAGGGUACAGGUCCUGCUAUUCCACUCCCAUUCAGUGGCACAAGCGGUAUGAGCGGGAGGCCUACAGGCGCAAGCACAACAACAGCAGCCUUAACUUCUUCAACUGGUUCUCUGAACACAGCCUGGCAGGCUCUGGCAGGAUUGCAGAGUGCAUCUGUGGUGACCUGUGGUCCAAUCCCCUGAAGUACUACAGGAAGAAGAUGGCAGCAGUUGAGGGGUCCGAGGAGAGGACAGGUGAAGAGUCCUUGGCUGGGUACUGGGCCGAGGUUUAG
Molecule: messenger RNA, 1257 nt
Organism: Artibeus jamaicensis (Jamaican fruit-eating bat)
Lineage: Eukaryota; Metazoa; Chordata; Mammalia; Chiroptera; Phyllostomidae
Product: testis-specific Y-encoded protein 2-like
Exons: 6
Coding region: 1-1257 (418 amino acids)
Biological process (GO): nucleosome assembly
Cellular component (GO): chromatin; nucleus
Molecular function (GO): histone binding; chromatin binding
Source: RefSeq, a predicted model, not a curated record